ACUAAUGCAUCUUUGAUAUAAGAUGCUAAGACUAAAACCAGCAAGUAGCAUGUAACAUGUUUUAGGUUAAGCAGUAGCACAGAGAAUCAUUCUUUGCUUGAGCUUGCAGAAACUGUUUUUUAAGCUUUAAAGAGAAAAUUUUGUUGUACCUCUUAUAGAAACUUGAUCCAAUGAUGCUAAAAUAAUGUCAAAUAAUUAAUAAACAAAAAUAUUAGAGUGGAAUGGCCUUUUGGGUGGUUUUCUGGUCUACAAGUCUUUCUAGCAAUAUUUUAACACUGGGUCUUGGUUGGAUGUGUAUUCCUUCUGUUUGGGGUUGAGAGGGGAGGGGUUUUUGAGGGAUUCCCUCUUUAUUCUCAGGGAGAUAAAUCUACUACUUUGUCCUCCUAGGGAAAGAUAUCGUACCUCUCAUCUGUGAACAACCACAAAGUUGGAUUCUUGCUAAGAAGUUCGGUGUCAGAAAUGUUUUCCCCAAACCACAUCGGCAGAUUACUUGUUUGCAAGGCUUUCCAGCUGAGUUCCCUUGCUGCUCAUGUUCAUCCCAACUCAUUUCCUUUCCAGGAGGCCUCUAUUAUUAUAAGGAUGAAUAUGAAGAUGGUGGUAUGAAACCAAAAAUUGGGCUGAUUUUCAAGUCUUACAUCUAAUUUCUCUCAAAUGGCAAGAAAGGUGUUGUUGCUUCUGCUGAUUCUUGGGGUUCGUUCGCUGUGAAUGGAAGUCUUGGGUGCUAAAAAUGACUCUUCAUCUUCUUCAUCAAGGCCAAAGAUGGUGAAUUUAGGAGCCCUCUUCACUUUUGAUUCAGUGAUUGGUAGAGCAGCCAAGCCAGCAAUCUCAGCUGCAAUUGAUGAUUUCAAUUCUGAUUCCACCCUCCUCUCAGGAACCAAGCUGAACCUUCUCUUCCAUGACACAAAUUGCAGCGGAUUUCUUGGAACUAUUGAAGGUAUAUUACAGAAUCCCCGCCUUCUUUUCUCUUCAUAGCCUUUUUUACUACUUAUCUCAAGCAACAAUAGCCUUUGUACUGACAAUAUCAAAACAAAUGAAACUAGCCAAAAGAGUCAUUUCCUUUAUCAGGGAUUUGGGAAUUUUUACUGUUACUGUCACAAUGACGCUUUAUGUAUCGGUUUUGUAAGCACGAAUGAACUUUUUGAACAACCAGAGCAACUGAAUGUGAGAAUAGUGACUUGAAUAAGGUGUUCGCUUUGUAGCUUUGCAGCUGAUGGAAAAUGAAGUGGUGGCAGUAAUUGGGCCUCAGUCUUCAGGGAUAGCUCACGUGAUCUCCCAUGUGGUCCAUGAGCUUCAUGUUCCAUUACUUUCAUUCGCGGCCACCGAUCCAACCCUAGCAGCACUCCAAUACCCAUACUUCCUUUGAACUACACAGAGUGACUACUUCCAAAUGUAUGCAAUUGCUGAUCUGGUCACAUACUUUGGGUGGAGGGAAGUCAUUGCCAUCUUUGUCGAUGAUGAUUAUGGAAGGAGUGGAGUGUCUGUUCUAGGAGAUGCCUUGGCGAAGAAGCGAGCCCAGAUCUCUUACAAGGCUGCCAUCAACCCAGGAGGGAGUCAAAGCACAAUCAAAGAGAGAUUGGUUGAGGUUAACCUAAGGGAAUCGAGGGUCUACAUUGUCCAUGUCACUCCUGAUUCAGGGCUUCCCAUUUUCUCAGAAGCCAAGAAUCUUGGCAUGAUGAGCAAAGGUUACGUGUGGAUCACUACAGACUGGUUGGCUUCUUUGUUGGAUUCUUUGGUGCCACCAGAUGCCGAUACAAUGAGCCUUCUCCAAGGGGUGGUGUCGUUCAGGCACCACACUCCAGAUACCGACCUCAAGAAGAAGUUCAUGAAAAGAUGGAACGAUGAUCUGAAAUACAAGAAACCAGGACCAUCAUUGUUUAACUCCUAUGCACUCUAUGCUUAUGACUCUGUUUGGCUUGCUGCACAAGCACUUGAGACUUUCUUAAACAGCAACGACACUGUUUCUUACUCGAACGAUCCAAAAUUACGCGAUGUCAAUGGAAGCACAUUGCACUUGUCAUCUCUUAGAGUAUUUGAUGGAGGCCAGAAGUACCUUGACACACUUCUGACUACCAACUUCACUGGUUUUAGUGGUGAAGUCCAGUUCAAUUCUGAUAAGAACUUUAUUCACCCUGCUUACAAUGUGCUCAAUAUCAGAGGGAAUUCAUUCAGGAGAGUUGGGUACUGGUCCAAUCACUCAGGUCUAUCCAUUGUAGCUCCUGAGACACUUUAUGGGAAGCCUGUGAAUGGUUCUUUGAAUUCCAAUUCCAAGAGUGACGAGCAACUGUACAACAUCAUAUGGCCUGGUGAAACCUCCGAGACACCAAGAGGUUGGGUUUUUCCUAACAAAGGGAAGCCACUGAGGAUUGCCGUUCCUAAUCGAAGGAGUUACUUAGCAUUUGUGGCUAAGGACAAGAACCCUCCUGGGGUUAGAGGGUACUGCAUUGAUGUAUUUGAAGCUGCCAUCAACUUGUUGUCGUAUCCUGUUCCUAGGACUUACAUGUUGUAUGGAGAUGGGAAAAGGAAUCCUUCCUACAAUGACCUUGUCAAUGCAGUUGCUCUUGAAGUAAGUAUGAACUUGUAUUUAUAGUUUUCGCUCUUUGAUCGUCUGUUUUUUUUUCUCUUUUUCUUAGAAAUUGCUAAAUGAAAUGAUGAGUAUUACGUUCUCGAGUUAUUGGGAUGAAUUUGAUCUUGAUGAAGUGUUCAAAUGUUAUAGUCAAUAAUAAGUAUAUAUGUCC
This is a messenger RNA of Linum trigynum, 2735 nucleotides long. Lineage: Eukaryota; Viridiplantae; Streptophyta; Magnoliopsida; Malpighiales; Linaceae. The record is from the annotation of a GenBank genome assembly.